AUGCACGUGAUCUGCGCCCACUUGUUCCAUUUGCUGCCCUCGGCCUUCCUUGAUGUGUUUUUGUAUUGCACGAAACAAAAGCCAAUAAUGUUGAAAAUCAGCCGAAAGUUCUACAGUGCGUUAGAUGCGGGUAAAUUUUUUUCAACCAACGAAUGGGAUUUUAAGACUUCGACGAUGGCAGCACUGGUCAGCGCCGUUCGCGAUGCAGAAGAUGGCGCCAAUUUUGAAAUUGACAUGACAGCGGAGAACGGCUUCAAUUGGAACUUUUACCUUAAGGAUUUUACGCUAGGAGUGAGGCAGUAUGUGCCCAAGGACGACAUUAGCAGUCUACCAAGUGCCAAAGUCAAACUAAACAGGUUGUAUUGGUUCCAAAAGGUGUUCCAAGCUGUCACGAUAUACUCUAUAGUCAAAUUGGCACUUCAUCAAUGCACUUAG
Molecule: messenger RNA, 435 nt
Organism: Tribolium castaneum (red flour beetle)
Lineage: Eukaryota; Metazoa; Arthropoda; Insecta; Coleoptera; Tenebrionidae
Product: fatty acyl-CoA reductase 1-like
Exons: 3
Coding region: 1-435 (144 amino acids)
Source: RefSeq, a predicted model, not a curated record